CGAGUUAAAAAAAGUGAUAUUAGGGUAAUUAUCUCUAUAAAUAAUCCCUACAUUUUGCUCACGAUACGGACGUAGCUAUAGACUGUACAACAAAGAAGAAGAAAACAACGUCAGAAUAGAUCAGAUACGAUGCCGCCGUUGCUCCUCUUCUUCUUCUUUUUCAUACUCUCCCUUUCGUGUCCAUUGACUUUGUCUCACCCCCGAGGGUCCGGUCAACUGCGAGCUCUUGACCACCUCUUCAAGGCCAAACGGAGCAGCAACUCCGCCGUCGACCGCACCCCUUUCGCUGUCGAUGACAGUGAUGCCCAUCCUGAACUCGACGGUGACGGCAGACCAAUGAACAUCCUCGCUCAGGAUGGGUUGAAGGAGAAGGAUAGGAUCGAACGGCUUCCCGGGCAACCGCCGGUCCGGUUCAACCAGUACGGCGGCUAUGUUACGGUCGAUAAGGCUGCCGGCCGGGCCCUCUACUAUUACUUCGUUGAGGCGUACAAGCAGGAGGAAGCGUCCUCGCGGCCUCUCCUUCUUUGGCUAAACGGAGGGCCUGGCUGUUCUUCUCUCGCGUAUGGAGCAAUGCAAGAGUUGGGCCCAUUCAGAGUCCUCAGCGAUGGAAAAACACUUCACGAAAACAAAUUUGCAUGGAAUCGGGCUGCAAAUGUGUUAUUCUUGGAGUCUCCUGCUGGGGUGGGAUUUUCUUACUCCAACACAACAUCCGAUUUUAAGAAAGGGGGAGACAAAAAUACUGCCAAGGAUAAUUACAUAUUCUUGUUGAAUUGGCUAGAAAGGUUCCCGGAGUACAAAGACAGAGAUUUCUAUAUCUCCGGUGAGAGCUAUGCUGGGCACUAUGUGCCGCAAUUGGCACACACUAUUCUCAAUCACAACAUUCAAGCUAACAAGACCAUUGUCAACCUCAAAGGAAUCAUGAUUGGAAAUGCAGUGCUGCACGACGAGGCAGACGAGAUGGGGAUGUACGAAUACUUUGCGAGCCAUGCAAUAAUCUCCGAUGAAACACUGGAACAAAUAGUGAAACACUGCAACUUUUCAGAGAGUUAUGGGGAUCGAAACCAAACAAAGGAGUGCCACGUGGCUGAGUCGAGGGUGGAUCGCAAUGUGGAGCAUAUUGAUAUUUACAACAUAUAUGGCCCAUUGUGCACUAAUACCAAUCUCACCAACAUCCCCGACAAGGCCUCAUAUUUAGUAUCAGAUCCAUGCAGUGAUUACUACGUGUAUGCGUACAUGAAUCGGCCUGAUGUUCAGAAGGCCUUGCAUGCCAAUGUCACCAACAUGCAAUACGAUUGGGAACCCUGCAGUGACGUCCUCAAACAUUGGGAGGACAGUGCCUACACAGUUAUUCCUUUGAUAGAGGAGUUGAUGACCCAUGGAGUUCGGGUUUGGAUAUUUAGUGGAGACACAGAUGGAAGGGUACCCGUGACAUCAACGAAGAAAGCACUAAAGAAGAUGGAGUUGACAGUGAAGGAUGAAUGGUAUGCGUGGAUGAUGAGAGGGCGGGAAGUGGGGGGAUAUGUCCAGGUUUAUCACCACAACUUGACAUUUGCCACCGUGAGAGGAGCUGGACAUCAAGUCCCCAGUUUCCAGCCUGCAAGAGCCCUCUCCCUCCUUGCUCAUUUCCUUGUCGAGCAUCCUCUUCCAUCUGCCUAGUUCCAUAUAUUAACUUUAUACUUUUUAACAAUUGUCUCACUUAUGCAACCACGAACCUCUCAACUCUUCUUCAAUCUAUUAUCAUUGCAGGUUCAUUUAAUUUCAUUCUUUUUAUUCAUUUAGAGGAUCUAUGAAGGGUAAAUUUGCACCCCUUCUUUGUUUGUUAUAUUUACUUACUUUCCUCCCACUUCAAACAUUUCUAAUGUGUAUUGGUUGAGAGGCUCACUCAAAUACUACACUAAAGACCUAAGCUAAAGUCCAAUAA
Molecule: messenger RNA, 1921 nt
Organism: Cuscuta epithymum
Lineage: Eukaryota; Viridiplantae; Streptophyta; Magnoliopsida; Solanales; Convolvulaceae
Source: the annotation of a GenBank genome assembly